This is a messenger RNA of Geodia barretti, 367 nucleotides long. Lineage: Eukaryota; Metazoa; Porifera; Demospongiae; Tetractinellida; Geodiidae. The record is from the annotation of a GenBank genome assembly.
CCGUAGCGAUUUUCAUGCGUCACGGGUUACGCCAUGAAUAUGCUAAGGCGGAAUAACGUUCGAUUCUUCCUAUAUUAUAGAGGCGGCCCGAUCAGGACUACCAACUAAAUGGAAGUUCAGUCCCAUAUUGACUAUGCAGACCAGUUAUGGAUGUCACUGGAGCAAAACCACCCUUUCUUGAAGCGCGAGAACACAGGCAUUCAGGAGAAGAGAAAACAACUGCAGAGAGGAAGUAAUCACUCAGUGCCUUCGGUCGCCACAACUGUGGGAAAAGUACACUGCUGAACUUUAUCACCAGGAACCUCUGCCUUCCAACUAGUGAAAACAACGAGACAUGCAUUGAGAUCAAGAUAAAACACGACAGAAC